This is a messenger RNA of Doryrhamphus excisus (bluestripe pipefish), 3639 nucleotides long. NCBI's taxonomy places the organism in Eukaryota, Metazoa, Chordata, Actinopteri, Syngnathiformes, Syngnathidae. The record is from RefSeq and is a predicted model, not a curated record.
UACCAGGGGUAAACGUGCCAGCCUCAGGUACACGUAUAUACAAUAGUAUUUUAUGAUAUUAUAACAUAUAUUAUUAUAAUAGUAUUAUAUGAUAUAUGAAUAUUUUACCGAGGCCUUUUGUGUACACAGAAAAUAUUACAGUUCAGGAGUGCUGAUAUUUUAGUUGAGUAUGAACUUUCAAGUACCACCCAACUCUCAGCCACAGCAAACUAAAGCACUUAAAGAUCCAGGCUGCACUGAAAUGUUAAGUCCAGUCAUUGUGGUUUUAUUACUAGCAGCGACUACUAACUAACUAAACAAACCUUUCAUGGCGAUAAUGCCAAGAGUUGUGGUGUAUGACGUCAUUUGUAUUGCGUCCCAAGCUCCGUCUGGUGUGGCGACAUUUAGUCAACAAUCGAAUGGGCGACAUGGCCUCCAAAGCUCAGAUGCCGAGCCCAGAAGCAGCGCUGCCCGGCAGGACUGAAGCUAUCAGGGUGUCCGCCAACCACGAUGUGAACGGCAACAGGACCACGCCCCCUUUCCCUGAAGACACACACAUGGUCAUGUUUGCUUGGCGCUGUCCUGCAGGCAUGGGCUGCUUCUGGGGGGCGGAGAGGAAGUUCUGGAGGCAGAAAGGAGUCUACUCCACUCAGGUGGGCUACGCUGGAGGCUACACGCGCAACCCCACCUACAAGGAAGUGUGCACAGGCAUGACAGGCCAUGCUGAGGUGGUCAGAGUGGUCUUCCAUCCAAACCAGAUCUCCUUUGCUAACCUGCUCAAAGUCUUCUGGGAAAGCCAUGACCCCACUCAAGGCAUGCGUCAGGGCAACGACGUGGGGACGACGUAUCGCUCUGCCAUCUACACCUACACGCAGCCGCAGCUGGCCGAGGCGCUGGCGUCCCGAGAUCAGUACCAAAAGGCUCUGACUGAGGACGGUUUUGGAGCCAUCACAACAGAGAUUGCAGAGGGCAAAGACUUUUACUACGCUGAGGACUACCACCAGCAGUACCUGAGUAAAAACCCAGACGGCUACUGUGGGCUGCGCUCCACCGGAGUGUCCUGUCCAAUUGGGAUCAAGGAGAAGGCCUAGCUGGCCAAUCACAGCCAAGGUUCAUUCAAAAGCGCUCAAAGCAGGUUUUUCUUCUGCGAUCUAUGCUGCAAUGACCAUGUAUCUUUAAAUAUAUUUGAUUAUGUUCGUGUUUAAAUGUCAACUACACAGUUGACAUGAACUUGCAUAUAUUUGUUUCUGUACAUGGAAUGUGUGCCUGCGAGUUCCAUCUUGCUAAAACUAACAGCAACAUUCAAGUCAUUUAAAAUAUGCAUCAUAUCAUCAUCUGCUCUUUCUUUUUACGUCAGUUCGACUUUGUUUUAUUGCUCAUGAUAUUGUGAUUGGCUGGCCACCAGCCCAGGGCGCACUCCGGACUGCUGGGAUAGGCUCCAGCACCCCCGGACCCUCGUGAGAAUAAGCGGUAGAAAAUGAAUGAAUGAUUAUAUUUACUUUUUCACUUCCACUUAAUGUCACUAGAGGGCAGCAGAGACUCCGAAUAGCCUCUCCCUUGUACACAGUCUUACAUUAAUAAUUACUGUAUGAAGAUAUUCACGUGUAUCUUUACAUAUUAUUUCAUAUGGCAGAUAUAUUCCUACGUGCCUGAACAGCCAAUUACAAACAAGCUGUUAAACAGCUGCUAUAAAAUCAAUCAUUAACAUUAAGGAGCUGCCAAGAAUCAUCAUGAAACUGCUGACAGACAAUUACGACAAUAACAAGCACAUUAAUAAAUCAGUGUCAAACGCCUGAAAGUGAAAAAAGAAAAAUACAUGACGCGGUGGAGAUUUACUGAGCUAAAAGUCAAGCAGGAACGAGUUUAACCGGUUUAUGUUCUGACGAGCACAGGAGGUGAGCUCGUCGUCCUGGUAACUGUUUUCCGAUAGGGUCCCAUCCUAAAUGAUGUCCGACUGGGAAACACGGGCCUAGACGACGUUGUCAAGUGUCAAAUGGAAACUACUUUAUACUUCGUUUGUCUGACACAUGGACGACAAACAUGUCAGUUUGGGCGAAAAGACGAACGUCCAAGAGGGAAGAAGUGCUGAAGAAGGGUAUCGGCUGAUGGUAAGUUAGCUACUUCUGCUAGCUUGUGGCGUUUGUUAAUUAUGUUAGCUGUGUGACGUCACUGCGCCGACUCGGCUUGCGUUUCAAUUUUUAGGAGUGAAAUAAUGUGCCUGAAUGUAACAAUAGACAAUGACAACAAUAAAAGAAUGAAAAUAAAACUCACAAUAAGUUAAAAUAAUCUAUAAUAAUAUGCUGACGAACCUGAUAACUUUUGCAUAUUCUCUGGAAUAGAAAGUACAAUACAUUCAUUCAUUCAUUUUCUACCGCUUUUUCCUCGCGGGGGUGCUGGAGCCUAUCCCAGCUGUCUUCGGGCGAGAGGCGGGGUACACCCUGGACUGGUCGCCAGCCAAUCACGGCACAUAUAGACAAACAACCAUUCACACUCACAUUCAUAAGUACAAUACAGUCUUUUCUAAAAAUUGUUUCUAUUUUAUUAACAUAUUCAUCAUUUUUAAGAUCGAAUAAUUAGAUGUAUUAGAAGUGAUACAAAUAAUAGUAAAAUAAUCUAACCACUAGAUAUUUCAGUGACGUUAUCAUCAUGAAUAAAAUAAUUUCACUAUCAUCGGCAAGGAAGCGGUUCUGGCUCCAGAAUUUGUGGUUGUGGUCAUGGUUCCCAUCCCCGAGCCAAACUCCGAUGUCAGCAGCCUCUUCUGCAGGAAAGUGGGACAGAAAGUGGCAAUGUAGGCGUCCUUGAAGCCUGAGUAACAGAAGCAGUAGACCAGCGGGUCCAGCAGGCAGUCGAUGUUGGACAGAACCAUGAGGCUGUCGUACGCCUGAGCCGCCAGACCCUCCACUUCCGGCCUCGUCAGCCGCGCGGCCAGCAGCACCGCCCGGGCGAUGGUGGAUGGCAAGAAGCAGACGGAGAAGAGCCCCACCACGGACAUGACCACGCACGUCGCUCGCCUCAGUUUGCGCUGGUCACCCACCGUCUUCUUCCUCAGCCGGUGGACGAUGCGCGCCGUGCAGUAGACCAGGAUGAUGAAGGGGAUUAGGAUUUGGGUGAAGAAGACCAACUUCACAAGGGAACAAAGAUAAGAGAGAGGGUCAUGGACUCAUUGGCUGUGUAAAGGAUGCUUUGUUAAAACCGUGGGAACACUUUAGGGAAGGCUCCUUUUUAUUCCUAACGCAGAAACAAGGCCCACAAAGCCAUGCAUGGAGGAGUUUGGUGUGGAACAGCUAGAACGAGUUAGUGACCUCUGUUGUCACAAAUGGACAAAGAAAUCUAAAUCUUGUGGAAACCUCACUCCCUGAUGCCUUAAGAGCUGCGCUGGACAAUGAGUCUUUUUGCUUACUGGCUAGCGCAGCUAGUGGACCUAAUUUUCCAGAAAUUAAAUUUGUUUGUUUGCCCCUGUGCAUCACUAUGGAAAGCCAUGUGCUAGAUCAGGGGUCUCAAACACGCGGCCCGCGGGCCAAAUGUGGCCCGCAGGACACUAGUUUGAGGCCCCCGCCUUGAUAUGAAAGUUUAAUGUUAGUGCGGCCCACGCAAGUUUGAUAUGGAUGCUGUAUGGUAUCAUGUACCCAGAAAAUAUUAUUACGUUUGAUUAAUGUUCAU